Molecule: messenger RNA, 2413 nt
Organism: Linum tenue
Lineage: Eukaryota; Viridiplantae; Streptophyta; Magnoliopsida; Malpighiales; Linaceae
Source: the annotation of a GenBank genome assembly
GGUCCUUAAGAAUAUAUUAUCUACCAAUGGAAUAGCAUUAGCAAGCAAGGCUCAGGGCCCAGCCCACGCUCGACUUGCAUACAGACAAACAAAGCAGAACUUACACUUCGCCUCUCUGGUUAUGCCCUUGCGACGAACGGCAGACAACUCCAACAUCGGAGCCCCGCUAUAUAAUUUGCCCCUUUUUCAGCUCUCCCUCCUUCCUUCUUCCACCAGUCUGUUCUCUGUGCUGCAGUUCUAUCCAUCGACGCAGAGAGGCACUGCGAUUUGUGUAUCUUCGUCACUUCCUAGCUUGAUUUGAUCUUCUUCUACUUUCGCCGGGAGAGAGGGACCUAAAAGUUAUGUCCUCCAACCCAAGGGUCACCAUCACUCUCGGCCGCUCUGGUCAGGUGGUGACUAAGGAAGGUAAACAGCCUUCAGGGGAAGGGUCAUGGAUGUCUUCCAGCAAACGGCAUCGAGGAGAUCGCAUGAAAUGGAGCCCUGGUCUCUCUGGUGAGAAAGUACAUCCAACAUCAUCAAGAUCCAAUGAAGCCCCUAUGAGUUAUAGAACUCCGAGCAGGCCUUCUUCCAGUAGUCAAUAUAACGAUUUGAGGCCGCCAACUUAUCCUGAAGAAUAUGCUAGUGGGAAUGGGAUAACCUACUCUUCUCAGUUCGCUAUGGGAGGAUCAAGGAGAGCAAGUGCCUUUAUGCAGCUUCAUGAACAUGUUACUGUGGCGGAUUUCUUGCAUUCACUUGGACUGGGGAAAUAUUGCAUCAGCUUUCAGGCAGAAGAAGUGGACAUGGCUGUACUGAAGCAGAUGGGGGAGAAAGAUCUUAAAGAUAUGGGCAUACCGAUGGGUCCAAGAAAGAAGAUCCUUCUUGCUCUACUACCUCCUCCAAAAAAGCGGGCUUCAUGAUUUUGUCAAUGUGCUGCCUGCUCUCACAAAGGUCACACGAAGGUGCUCCUUGUUUUGUUAUUGAAGGUUGUAAUUGUAUUAACAGAUUCCUUUAGACGGUGGAAAGAUUGUAGAUCAUAUGAUCACUGAAAAGGGGUGGAAGAUUGACGUGUAACGAAAUGAAUAUCAAAUACGAAUGUAUAUGGCGCACUAGGAACUAGAUCAAGUGUUCAUGAAAUUAACAUAUUGUUUCUCAUUCAUUCCUCCAUUUGUUUGUAAAAAGUUUGCCUUUGUACAGAGACAGCGCAAACUUCUGGCUAGCAACAAACAAACAAUCAGGUAACAACACAUACCAUCCCUAAAGCCUCUCAAUGUGAUCUAAUAGACGGUGCCCUCGAACUUGAAGAAGACCGUUGGUUAUCAUUCUUGGCACAGUCUUUGGCAUUCUUCGAAGCGAAAGCAAGCAGGAACCUGCUCACACCAUUUGCAGCUGCGGCAGCAGGAGCAGUAGCCAAAUCCUUCUUACACUGAUGAUCCGCUGGAAACCUGUGGCUCAAGCAAACCUUCAUCUGGCAGGUUUUGCAGACGCAGGUAUUGGAAAAGGUCAGUAUCUCCUUGCACCGACGAACGCCACACGUGGGCUUCUUCUUCUUCCUUGGAUCGCAUUGCCCCGACUUCUCGUGCCUCUCCAGCAACGCCUUUUCGGCCAACUCCCCAUGGCCCGUAGUCUCUAUGGAGGUGGAGCAAAUCUCGCAGACCACGACUUUGCGGCUGUUGUGGUCGGAUUUCGGGCAUGCGUGAGCCCUGUACGAUCUGUGCUCCAAGCAGAAAACCUGAAACGAACCCAGAAUCCGGAAUUCAUUCAGCAAUGGAGAAAAAGGGAAAGGAAUUGGGUUUGGAUUGGAUUGGAUUGGAUUGGAUUGUAAAUUUGCUACCUGUUGGCACCCCUGGCAUUUAAAAGGCAGGAAGUCGAGCUGGUUGCAUUCCUUGUGCUGGCAGUGCCUGCCCAAAUCCGGGAAAGCUUCUGUUCCUCCUGACAUGAUCGGUUUGAUUCGAUCGAAAUUGCUGCGAAUUAGUUGCUAUACCUUUGGUUGGUGGAUUUCUUGAAGGAGAAUCGAGGAGAAUGGAGGAAAAGGUGAUGGGAUAGAGCUGUGGGAAGAAGUGGAAUUUAUAAUUCUGGGAAGAAGCUGGCUUGGGGCGUAAGGCAGGAAAUCCAGCCAAGCCCCCUCCCUCCGACCUGAAACCUAGAUUGUUCUUUUGCUGUUCCUUUUUGAGGAUUGGUUUCCAGAUUUUUGAAAAUGUUUUCCCUUUUCUUUUUCCUUUUUAAAACGUGAAGGAUGAAGCGGAAAUGAAGCCGUCAGACAAGGAGGGAAGUUCCAGCGGGAAACGACGCGCUUCUCGGUAGCCGCGUAGUGUGGGCUGGUGCGACGUCAUUGCCGACGACGAGAAGAGAAAUUGGUAUUUGGAAGUGGGCUGGGCUUUUGUGUUACAGUUGGAUCAGUCUAAGUCGUUAGGAUUUCGGGCUUAAGAUCUUCUAA